Molecule: messenger RNA, 999 nt
Organism: Aspergillus candidus
Lineage: Eukaryota; Fungi; Ascomycota; Eurotiomycetes; Eurotiales; Aspergillaceae
Product: DUF1115 domain protein
Exons: 1
Coding region: 105-977 (290 amino acids)
Source: RefSeq, a predicted model, not a curated record
AUUCGAGUAGUACUACACCAGUAGACCAUAUAUACCUUCUAUUUUGAGAAACACGCACCCAGUUUGCAAUUGCUCUAAUUCAACCCCCCAUUGCAGCAAUCAAAAUGGCCUCCAUCCUACCACCAGAUAUCAUGGCCCUCCAACUCUCCACCAUCGAUCUCCUCACGGCCAUGUUCCCCACACCAGGCGAGCUGGACAUCCCAGCCUCCACAACAGACUACAUCGACCGACUCCGCAAUUGGUGCGAAGACCCAUCCUCAGCACCCCCCGACACACCAGCUCGACUCGACCUCGCCGUGCGACUCCCGAUCCCAUCCAGCAACCAAAUCAUCCAAGUAAACAUCACCGUGCCCCUCCAGCACACCAGCUCAGAAACAGAACUCGACGAACCCCCACCACUCAGCUACACCCUCCGCCAGCCGGAGUGGCUCUCCCGCGCCGAGCUAGCUUCCAUCUCCGCCGACAUGCCCACAGACGACAUCCUCUCCGCCUUCCAAUACAUCCAAGACACAGCAUGCGCACACCUCACCUCAACAUCAACAUCAUCACCAAACCCGACCUCCACCUCCAACCCAACUCAACCCAUCAUCCGCGCCUGGUUCUAUUUCCCCUCUCUAUCCACGCGCGAAAAGCGCGACGACCUCGUCCGCACCGCCCCAGCCUACUCCCUCACAGGCUUCGUCCUCGCCGGCAAGCCCGGCGUCCUCUGUCUAGAAGGCGAGUCAGCGCGCAUCGACGCCUACAUGAAGUACAUCAAGACGCACUCGUGGGGCGACAUCCCCAGCCACCAGAAGAAGGUCAGCGAGCGGUUCCGGCAGACGGAGGCCGUGGAGCGUGUUUUCGACGGAAUGGAGGAGAUCACGGACUCGUUGGGCGAGAGGAGUGGGCAGCGCGCGAACCGGGGCGAUAUGCAGGCUUUGGAGGCCUGGUUGGGCGCGAGGGGGUUGGGGGAGGCGUUUGAGAGGGUGAUUUUUUGAGUUAUCUAUAUAUGCAUGUGCC